Molecule: messenger RNA, 1131 nt
Organism: Phytophthora nicotianae INRA-310
Lineage: Eukaryota; Oomycota; Peronosporomycetes; Peronosporales; Peronosporaceae
Exons: 2
Coding region: 1-1131 (376 amino acids)
Cellular component (GO): membrane
Source: RefSeq, a predicted model, not a curated record
AUGCUCGCCGCGAAGCUCCUGGGCGCCGCCCGCCACACCCGCCCGCAGCUGGCGAUGACGACCGUGGCACGAACCGGUAGCCCGUUCCUGCAGCCGACGACGACGCGUCUGUUCCACAACUCGCGCCCCAUUUUGGCCCAGUCCUUCGACGACAAUGGAAUGCCACGCCUGCAAGAUACGCCUGUCAACAUCGGCGUGCUGAUCGUGCCGCAGCAGCGCGCGUGGGUCGUGGAGCGCUUUGGUAAAUUUCAGGACGUGUUGACGCCUGGACUGCACUUUUUGAUCCCAUUUGUGGACCGAAUUGCGUACGUGCAUUCGCUCAAGGAGGAGGCCAUCAAGAUCCCCGGCCAGACGGCCAUCACACGCGACAACGUGACCAUCAGUAUCGACGGUGUGCUGUAUGUCAAGAUCAUCGACCCAUAUAACGCCAGCUACGGCGUCGAGGACCCGCUCUAUGCUGUGACUCAGCUGGCACAAACCACCAUGCGUUCCGAACUCGGUAAAAUCACACUGGACAAGACCUUCGAGGAGCGAGAGUCGCUCAACCUAAGCAUUGUGGAGGCCAUCAACCAGGCUUCCGAGGCCUGGGGUAUCAAGUGUCUGCGAUACGAGAUCCGGGACAUCGCCCCGCCUCGCAGUGUCAAGGCGGCUAUGGACAUGCAGGCUGAGGCAGAGCGUCGGAAACGUGCUGAGAUCCUGGACUCCGAGGGUGAACGUCAAGCGUACAUUAAUGUGGCUGAAGGUAAGAAGCGCGCCGCCGUGCUGGAGGCAGAAGGUGCGGCCGCUGCCAUUCUUGCCAAGGCCAAUGCCUCGGCUGAGGCUAUUCAGCGACUCUCGAGCGCUAUCCAGGAGACAGGUGGACGUGACGCAGUGGCACUUCAAGUGGCGGAGAAGUACGUGGACGCCUUUGGCAACAUCGCCAAGGAGGGCACAACGGUGCUGUUGCCGGCCAACACCAACGAUCCUUCCAGUAUGGUGGCGUCGGCACUCUCCAUUUUCGGAAACAUCCAGAAGCAGAACACCAAGGAGGCUGCUCGUAUUGCUGGCAAGGCAAACAAUCAGGAUAGUGUGGAAGGUGAACUUGGCGAGUACACUUUGGACAGUAUCGACCCAGACACGACCAAGAACUGA